AUGACAGAAGAGGAAAUCGAAGAAAAAAACGAUAAUGCUGAAAAAAUAGAUUACGUUGAAUUCUUACGUACCACAGGACAGCUUAAAACUAAAAUAUUUGAAAUAAUUGAAAAUAACACUCAAAAUUUGAACAAUUUAUUAGUGAAACAAGAACACAGCAGCUGUCUUAGUAAUUCAAAAUCACUUCCACAAAUCAGAUUAAAGAGAAACGAAAUUGGAAGUAAAAGUAUGGACGAUGAAAUAAACAGUAAUACUCCCUGUACAUUCUAUGAAGCAGUAUCCACUUCCAAUUACUCAGUUGACAAAAAUCAACAAUGUGAAGUGUCAAAGCUUGCUGGACCACCAACAGUGUCAACUUUACCAAGCAUACUUCGUCCACCGAAACGAUGGCAGAAAAAAGCCUAUUAUUCAUUGGAUUCUUCACAAAAACAGAUUUUGGAUGAUAUGAAAAUCAUUAAUGAUGAAGAUCUAUUGCAUAUGCCAACAAUUUGCUCGCCAUCAACACAAAAAACAACAGAAACAAGUAGUAAAUAUGAUAAACGAGCUAAUAAUUACCAAAAUAGCAGUGAAAAUAGUUCAAAGUCCAAACAAUAG
Messenger RNA from Brugia malayi, 594 nucleotides. RefSeq lists its product as uncharacterized. NCBI's taxonomy places the organism in Eukaryota, Metazoa, Nematoda, Chromadorea, Rhabditida, Onchocercidae. Bases 1 to 594 code for a protein of 197 amino acids. The transcript has 4 exons. The record is from RefSeq and is a predicted model, not a curated record.